AGGCGGCAGCAUAAAUAAUAAUUAUCUUCGUUAACUUUUAUCGAAGAUUACAGUGUGGUUGAAGGAAUUUAGGAACCGUUUUGGAGGGGGCGAAUCUCAUCAUCUCAUUCCUUGGCCUGCCACGUGAGUUUCGAUAUUGCUUAGCGAUGCGAACGGGAGUCUUGCUUGCAAUCCAAUCCAAUAAGCUCAGAGUCUAAUCAGUUGUGUCACUAUCAUAAACCUAACAAGUUUGAUCAUUCUAUCAAGUCGCCUCGCUUCUCCUGGAAAUUGUAGUCCGCGACUGAAGAGGAGGUGGAGCAGAAUCGGAGAUGGCCGAAGAAAAAGAUCCAACUUCAGUACCUCUCAGUCAAGCUGAUAAUGCGGCUAUUGAGGAUCCCGAAGAUCCAGCCAAGUCUCCCCCGUCAUCUCCCAACUCAUCUACUCGCAAGGCCUGCUGCUUUGUUCUCCAAAGUUGGGUCUCGAAGAAAUUUAUGACUGGAUGUGUAGUCCUUUUUCCUGUUGCGGUUACCUUUUUCAUAACAUGGUGGUUUAUUCAGUUUGUUGACGGUUUCUUCAGCCCAUUAUACUCCAGGCUUGGCCUUGACAUAUUUGGACUUGGUUUUGUUACGUCUUUAGUUUUUGUAUUUCUUGUUGGCGUUUUUGUUUCAUCGUGGAUGGGUGCAACUGUCAUCUGGGUUGGAGAAUGGGUCAUUAAGCGAAUGCCUUUUGUCAGACAUAUAUACUCAGCAUCCAAGCAGAUUAGUGCUGCCAUAUCUCCAGAUCAAAACACGACAGCAUUUAAAGAGGUAGCAAUUAUUCGUCAUCCACGCGUUGGUGAGUAUGCUUUUGGCUUUAUUACAUCAACUGUCACCCUACAGAAAGAUAAUGAAGAUGAAGAGCUAUGUAGUGUUUUUGUCCCUACAAACCAUCUGUAUAUUGGCGACAUAUUUCUGGUUAACUCCGAAGAUAUAAUAAGACCAAAUCUUUCCAUUCGAGAAGGCAUAGAAAUAAUUGUUUCGGGGGGAAUGACUAUGCCACAAACGAUCUCUCCAGUGCAAAGGGUUGGUCGAGUGAAUGACAGAAUCCCCAUGAACAGACUAGGAUAAAGUCCUUAUAGGACAUAUAGUUGCUGUAAAUGAGCAGAGUUUUGUCCGAUGUUACAGUUUAUGUUCAAAUGGGAGAGAGAAAGACCUUGAAUCUUUGUGGUGUAAUACUAUUGACUCAUUUUUUCUUUACUCUUCUCGACAUUGGACAUAUGAACAGACUAUGUUAAUUAAAGGCUCCCUUUAAUUAACAUGAAGUUAUGCUCAUCUCCCGACUGUCAAUGUGUGAUUCAAUCCUGUCAAGAAUAGACUUGUCCUCCAGUA
Prosopis cineraria is the source of this 1346-nucleotide messenger RNA. Its product is annotated as protein LIKE COV 2. NCBI's taxonomy places the organism in Eukaryota, Viridiplantae, Streptophyta, Magnoliopsida, Fabales, Fabaceae. The transcript is spliced from 7 exons. Bases 309 to 1085 code for a protein of 258 amino acids. Gene Ontology annotation, cellular component: Golgi apparatus. The record is from RefSeq and is a predicted model, not a curated record.